Molecule: messenger RNA, 2200 nt
Organism: Micropterus salmoides (largemouth bass)
Lineage: Eukaryota; Metazoa; Chordata; Actinopteri; Centrarchiformes; Centrarchidae
Product: pleckstrin homology domain-containing family S member 1-like
Exons: 17
Coding region: 135-1433 (432 amino acids)
Source: RefSeq, a predicted model, not a curated record
AAACUCCAGUUACCAGCACGAAUGCCAAGUACAGGAAAACAUCCAGCUUCCUCAUGCAGCAACACUUAUAAUCAAAGAGAGUGAGCAAGUUGAGCAGAGUCUCGCAACAGGUGCUUCACAGGUGUGGUGUCACAAUGCAUAAGAGCCAGAAGAACACAGGCGGGAAUGCAGUGUUCUACAAACCAGUAGGAAUUACGACAGAAAUAAGAUCAGGAUACCUGUUCAAGUCUCCUCCCCAAGGACGGUUGAAGACAGAGAAAUCAUGGAAGAAGCGGUAUUUUGUGCUCUUCAAAAUCAAUGAACAAGAACAUCAACUGAAGUACUUCAGGAACCCAGAGGAAAAGGACAGGCCGCUUGGAGGGAUAGACUUAUCGCAUAUCUCAUUGUUAUAUGUGAGCCCUCAAAACCACCAAAGAUGGGGAUGGGUCGAGAAGAGCUUCAAGUGCUCCCCAUCCUGUGUGCUCUACAUUAAGGCUGCUGACCGAGACUACUUCCUCAUCGGGGACACGAGCAAGGAAGUGGACGGCUGGUUCUCGGACCUGUUUGACGCCCUGAAAAACCGGCCACAUAAAUUGAUCAGUUCAGAGGAACUGUCUAAUGGUCAGCCAACAAUUGAGGUUAUUUCAGACCCAGUUAUGAAAAAAAAGAAUUCCGCCGGUGUGCCUGAAAAGGCAGAGUUGAAAAUACGGUCCAAGUCUGAACCAUCCUCAAAUACUUUGGAUAACGAGGGUGACGAUUCCAGCUGUUCUAAAAGACGUGCAUCAGAGCCUGUGAAUCCAAUCUAUGACUACCCGAGACCCUUGUCAGGACAAGUUGGAGAAAUGUCCUCAGUGUAUGAAACAAUGACAGAACUUCAUGAACAACUAGCUCGGGCAGCGGACCGUGAAGUUGAGGAGGUCACCAAAAGCACCCUGAUGAGGUCUGUCACUGAAGUCUAUGACAAGUUCAAAACACAGACUUCCCCACUCCCUCCAUUCGAUGAGGAGACAGCUUCUGAGGACAGAGAAAAACGUCUGACUUCAGACUUCAGUAGCAGCUCCAGUGACAACGGUGCCGUGUCUCCUGUAGAGAUGCUGAAGACACAGAAUGUGCACAUGCUGGAAAAACAAGGCUCUACAGAAAGCCUUGACACCAUCACCAUCACCCAAGAGGAGAGAGAUAUUGAGGUGAGGCAGGCAGAUUUGAAAAAAUAUCUGACCCUAACAGAAGUGGAUGGGAAACCAAGUGUGUCUGGGUGGACAGGCCAGCCAGAGUCGGUGUGCCUGUUUCACAAAGGAGACCAAAUUCUGGCAAUUAAUGACUUGCACACCUGCAGCAUGGACGAGGUCAACAUGUUUCUCGGCAAGUCUCUCAAAAAUGAGGUGAAAGUGACCAUCCUGCGUCUCCCUGGGUGCCCGCCUCUGCAUUUGCCAAACUGUCCCUGCAAUGACUGACUGCAAACCGACUAUUAGAAAUGAAAUAGUUUUACUUCCAAUGUGUAUGUAUGAGUGUGUUCAAAUUACUCUUGGAGACACUUCCUUUCUGUGGAUGGUGGGUUUGUACCAUGUAUUGACCACUUUAGACAUCUGACAGUAUUUUGAGACCGUUCUCAUGUCAGGGCGUCCAAUACCAAGGCUUUUAGAAAAAGUAGCAAAACGCAGUUAUUUGACAUCGAAAGGUACCCUUCAGCGUCUAAUAUAAGACGCUUCCGGAUGCGUCUCUAUGAGACGCUCUGGGGCGUCUCGUACAGAUUGGAAGUACAAGCUAGCUAGCUAGCUAGGUUUGUGUUAAAGGUGUUGACAGCCCCUCGAAGCCCCCUACCCUUACCACAACCAUCAGAAAUGUUAGUACCUAAACCUAAGUCACUCACUUUAUGCAUGUUGACCAAUGUGCUAGCAGGUAGGGUUAGCUGAGACGUAGCAAACGGACACUGAAGGGUACCUUUAAAAUACUAAUUUACUGUAAAAUACUUUGUCACGCAUUCUGAAAGCAUCAGUUAUGACGCACUGAGAUGAGAACGUGUUGGUAUUUUCCCAGGGCUGUGGCCAGUUCCUAUUGAUCUGUCACUCUACUUGUUUACUCAGUUUAAAAGUCAAGUAGAGCACGCAUAAAGUGAAGUUAAAAGUGAAAUCUAAUACAUGGCCCGCAUCAUACUGUAUGUGAAAAAGUUCAACUGCAUUUUAGCUGCUGAGCAUUCUGUGUGUAAACAAUCCUUUGCAGU